GGUUUCAAUACAUUCUUCCCGCUAUAUCUCUUGAAUCGAAUUCUCUCAUUAUCUGUUUUAUACCCUAAUUUGUCUCAUUCAUUAUGCUGUCACGCAUCAUCCCUGCUUACAGUCACUAAAAUAUAAGGGGGCUGUUGACUGGUACGACUGCAUAAUCAGGUAAUGACUCGGUUCAACAGAUUAGUUUGAAAUCAUCAGUACUUCUAUUUGAGAGUGACCACUUUGUCAGUGUGUGUAAGUAAGAGGUAAGCAGAAGGAUGGAGGUACAAAUAUGCAUUGUGUGCUGAGUGUGCUAUGUUUCGUGAUGUUAACUUCUGGCGCGGCCGCCAGCGGCGGUAGCCAGGUGGUGUUUACCUCAACAUGGCGGAGUAUGGGGAGGGGGCGGAGGGGAGGCGGAAAUGGUUCAUCCCUUACGAGAAGAAAGUGUUGACAGCUUUGAUCGAGCAGCACAAAGAUAUAGUAGAAUGCAAGAAAAGAGACGGUGCAUCCAAUAGAGAGAAAGAGAAGGUGUGGGAGGUGAUAGCGGCCCAGUUUUCGGCUCAUCCCUCCACCCAGGCCAGGACAAGCCGGGAGUUGAGGCGCUGCUGGGAGAAUAUGAAGGCCAGGGCCAAGAAGGCUCUCGAGAGUGACCGAACUACACGGGAGGGAUCUGAGGAUGGACGCUCGGUGCCUUCAAGUAUCACUCCAGAGGCAGAAGCAGUUCUUAGUGUUAUCAACCCAUAUGAUGAAGUUAAGAAUGGAGUGAAUUCACAGGAUAUGGUUCCAGAUUGUCUGAUACCAGAAACCUCCACCAGUUCACAUCUUAGAAUGGAGAGUUACCAAACUGGCCAGUCAUCUGCAUCAGAAACUUCUCAGAGUCAUGAACAAACAUCAUACUAUGAAAAGUCCGCAUCAGAUUUAACACCAAAUAUUGGGCCAUCUAAAAGAACUAGAAAACAAAAGAUGGAUCAGCUAUGUGAUGAAGACAUACUGCUAGCACAGCUGCAGAUGCAGCAAGCUCAGCUUUCAAUAGAAAAUUUACGAUUAGAAAGGAAAUGUUUGCAAGAGAGGUGUCAGCAACAGAGAGAAGCCCAUGAGUGGCAGCGUGCACAGCAUGAGGCCAACCUGAACUUGGCCAUGUUACAGAUCAAAUUUUGGGAAAAGAAAACAGGAUAUGGAGACAUGGAAACUUAAAUGUGGUAUUUGAUCCACACCAACCAUGCAUAAGAGGCAGUAUAUAUAUAUAUAUAUAUAUAUAUAUAUAUAUAUAUAUAUAUAUAUAUAUAUAUAUAUAUAUAUUGUGGGAUUGUAAAAGUGGCCCUGUGAGUGUCAACACUAUUGAAUGUACCUGAAACUAUUGAAACUAGUAUCUUAUUCAUUACUAUGAUUAUACGUUAUUAACAAUGGACAUUUAGGUACUUAGAUAUUAGGCUGUUAGCAGCUUAGAUUAAAUUAUUUAUUUAUUUAUUUUAUUUUUAUUUUUUAUUUUAUUUUAUUAUUGUUAUUAUUGUUAUUAUUAUUAUUAUUAUUAUUAUUAUUACUAUUUUUUUUUUUUUUUUUUUACAUUUGUUAGCAGCAUGGAUGUAAUCUGUGUAAAAUUAUUUUGAUGAAUUAAUAUAAAUGUGUGAUUCUUGAAUGGCAUUGGGAUUAAUCAGUUACAUAUACUCAUCAGUUAUACUUUCUGUGCCCUAAUAGUCCAAUGACCUGGCACUGACAGAAGAGUCCUCCUCUUACUUCUAUCCAUACAUUUUUUUUUUUUCCCCUUGCAUAUUCCAGCCCUCUCAUUCAGCCAUUUUACUUCACCUUAAGUAUUCUAGUGAUAGUAUAAUCACAAGAUAAGAUAAUAACUUAAGGAUUUCAAUAUCUGUUUUUGCUAAUAUAGUCAGCAUCAAUUGAUGUGUCAUUGCUGACUGUGCUUGGCCUAAGCACUAGACUUAUGAUAUAUCACCUUCCACUGGCCCCCCCAAAAAAACACCCCUCAGGGACAGCAAGGUCAAGAUGAUACCUGACUGCCCACCAAACACCCCUGACAUAUCACCCAUUGAGAAUCUGUGGUCUAUCCUCAAAGUGAAAAUAAGAGAAGACACCACCACACUGGAAAAAUUAGAGGCUGCAUUUUGUUGAGUGUGGAGUUCCAAAAACUUCACUGCCUGAUUGCCCAGCAGAAGUGCAAAAAUGCAAAGGUCUACCCAUGAACAAAUAGAACAAAGUUUCAGCUAUAAUGUUUCAUUCUUUCUAUUUGUUUGUUAUUAGUAAUAGGAAUCAUGUUCUGUGUGUUGUUUUUGUUGAUGAUACAUUAGUUGACACUGACUAUGUAAUGCUAAUACUGCCAUAUCUUUCACAUGGUCAAUACUAAAUUUGAGCUUACUUCUAAUGUACAUGAAAUAAACAUAUGUAUGGAUAAAAGUUAAGGCAUGAUAUAGUUUUAAUGAAUUUAAAAAUCUGUCAGUAUUGUCUUAUGAAUGAAAUAUCUGACCAGCAAAACAUUAAUUUUAUACAGUUUAAUAAUGUAUCAUUCUGAAAAUUUGUGUGAUGUAUGUAUUGAAAAAUGUCUGUGGAAACCCUUGAAACACUCAGCUUUAAGCAGCAAAAUUGCUGAAAAUGCACAAUAAUUGGUGUGUGUAUCUCACACAUUCUUUGAAAGAAGUAUAUAUCACACAGUUUCUUGGAUAAGUGUGUGUGUUUAUUUUAUCUUAUUUUAUUUAUUUAUAUUUAUUUAUUAAUUAAUUUAUUUAAUUUUAUUAUUAUUAUUAUUAUUUUAUUUUAUUUUAUUUUAUUUUAUUAUUAUUAUUAUUAUUUUUUUUUUUACCCUAUUUUGGUAACAAACAGCAGUUCCACAUACAUUAGUGUUUCACUGAGGUGAUUUAUUUAACACAUUGAUGUUGAUUACAGAGACCUCUAAUAAUUCUUUGAUGCUGUGUUUCCAAAAUUAUUGUACCGUUUACUGAUAAAGCAAGGCUUCUGUAAAACUAAUAUUGUACGUAACUAUGUAUACUCCUGUACAAUGGUAUAAUUCUAUAUCAAAUAAUCAGAUGGUGCUUUGGCUAUAUGUAGAUUUCCACUUCUUAGAAGUGGUUACUGAUUUUUCAAUUAUAUUUUUGAGAGCUUAUAUAUGGUAAGUUAAUAUAAUUUUGUUCAGGUCCAGCCAUUACUGCAAGACUAUGAUUAUGAUGGUACUUCCCUCUCAUGGACUCUGCAGCUUCUAUUCUUGUUGAGCAGUAGAACCUUUUAUUUUUUUGUCAUUUUUAAUGCAGUUCUGAUAUAACAGAAUUAUGAUGUUAUAAUAAUGGCUAAAUGUCCUUGGCUCAUGGCUGAGAGGUCCCAGAUUUGGAUCCCAGAUUGAGCAAAUAAUAUUUAUGGGGUUUGUCUUCUUUAAGACUGUUCACCUAGGAGUGAAUAGGGACAUAAUUAGAGGAGUUUUGAUUUGGGUUUCUAGCAAGAGUAAGAGCACUUCUGCAAGUGUAUGUUUGAAACUAUUUCAAAACAAAUUUUAACAACAAAAUAUUUAUAUGAAAUGUGUGCCAAAGCUAUAGUUACCAAAGGAAGGAAAGCCAAGGUGAACAUGUAGUCAGCAGGACAGAGUGGAAGGAAGUGGCCUUGCAAUAAUGAUUGGCAGUACUGUCUUAAAUAUAUUUUAUGUUAUUAUUUUACUACAAAGUACAGUAUUAUUUUUUUAUGUUUAGAAUUGUGUAUUGUCAUGAAAACUUGCUGUUGCUUACCUCAGAAUGUUUGGUGCUCACAGGUUUGGUUAAUUGUUAAUUACAUACAUGUUGUAUACACUUAGGCAUGUGUGUGUGUGUGUGUGUGUGUGUGUGUGUGUGUGUGUGUGUGUGUGUGUGUGUGUGUGUGUGUGUGUGUGUGUGUGUGUGUGUGUGUGUGUGUGUGUAUAUACACAUCAGUAGCUGUGUAUAGUCAAUUAUGUAACUGUUUAUAGAUCUUGUACUUGAUGGUGAGUCAUAUUGAAUAAUGUGCAUAUGAGUUAUUCCUAUAGGGAAAAUGAAUUACAGUGUUAUGGGUGAAAUGAUAGAUAACCUGAACUUAUUUUUGCAAGCUUGUAAAACUUUUUAGAAGGUACAAACCAGUACAUUCACAAUUAUUGUGUACAAACUACAUACAAAGCCUCAUGGUCUUUGUGUGUCCAGAAAGAUAAGCAUUCUUGUUUUGAGAAGUGAAUAAGUUAGAAAAGUUAAAUUGUUAUUGUGAAUUAAGCAAUACCAGUAGUUUAGGUAUGCAUAUUAUGCUGCUCGCAGGAUUCCAUAUGGCCUCAGCAACUUUCUGUUGAAUCUCUUAUCAUGUGUAAUAGUUACAGAUCUACAGUUUAGGCAUCCAUCACUCAAAUUUUUUAACAAAAUAGUUAUAAAUUUGGUAUAAGACUUACUAAUUACAGUUUUCCAAAAUUGUUUUAGUAAAUUGGAUUUUUUUAUUUCACAAGAAUAAAAUUCAUUAUAAAACAAUUGAAGUGUUACAUAUUUAAUAAAUUCAGUGUUGAAUUUCAUGGUAUACACAUAAUUUUACACAUGUAUGCACACUCCUUUUAUUUAGAUUCACACAUCAAAGAAAAAGUGUGUGUGUGUGUGUGUGUGUGUGUGUGUGUGUGUGUGUGUGUGUGUGUGUGUGUGUGUGUGUGUGUGUGUGUGUGUGUGUGUGUGUGUGUGUGUUCAGACAAAGCACAAGGUUAAUCUCUUAGCUUCCUGUCACUGCCUGAUUGUUUAUAAUUAGUUUGUAAGUGAAGAAUACAAUUGCUUAAGUAAGGAGAAAUCUCAUGUUGGCGACCUUUGAGGCAUUGUAGUGUGUUGAUACAUAUGGGUGACCACUGCACCCAACUGGCACUCCAGACUAGGGUGGUGCAUUGUUGCUUAGUGUGCCCAUGCUUGUUGCAUUCAGUGUUGGUGGCAUUGCAAUGCAGUCUGGCAUUGAAUUCAAGACCUGUUUAAGUUGGCAUCUCAAGACUGUAUCUGAAGACUGCUUUUGUUCAUUCUUUUGGUGAUAUUUGUGUCAGAGUUCAUUCUUCUAGUGAUAACUGUGCUCAUGGUGACUUGUAUUCCUUUUGCUGUGAUGUUGGUGUGGCAUCGAGUAGUGUAUUGGCUAGGGAUGGAAGAUCUUGCUUCUAAAAUACUAUAAUGUCAGUUGAUGUGAAAAAUUGUUUAUCACUGAUUUCUGGAAAGGAAUAAUUCAACCAGAAACUAUAGGUGAGGGAAAUGGCAUGAGAGAGAUGGUGAUAUUAAUUUCAGAGUCACAGUUCUGGAUUGAAGAUAGGUAACAGUGUAGAUUCCAAACUGCAAGCAGCAGUUAUAUCAUUGGCAUUGAUCAAAAUAGCUUUACCAGUGGAGUUGAAAAAUAAUGUUUAAUAUUGGUGAACAUGGAUAAAAGUGAAGAUUUUUGGAAUGCUGUUUAGGAGGAUUCUAACUCUGUACUGUAUUUUGAUUCUUGGAAUGGUAUGUGAUCUUACUUGUUUUGUCUGAAGGUAAUGAAGCAUAAUUCACACAAGAUAGAUGUCUUAGUUUUUUAAUGAUGAUCAUUUUUAUGUAAUACAACAUGAUAUACUGAAUAAUCAUGUGCUGUACUGUAGGACUGAUUGUUUCUUAGGCAGGAUUGAAAUCAUUUCCACGUAUGGUACAGUAUCUUUAAAAUGGUGUUAGUCUUUUUUUACUUGGUGUAUAUUUUUAUUAAGUAAAAAGCUAUUUUAUUAUAUAUUUCUACACAAGUAGUAAUGCAAGAUGGCAUUCUCACUAUGCAAAUUUGUUGUUAGCUUUAUUGUUGGUGUAUACUUGCAGCUGAAUUUUUUACAAAUUGAUUGUUUCUCAUUUGCUAUAGAUGUAGGAAAAUAUUGGUCUGAAACAUUUCAGUUGUAUUUUUGUCUGUGAUAGAUAUUUUCCUUAGUAAAAUGUUUAACAUA
This is a messenger RNA of Scylla paramamosain (green mud crab), 5875 nucleotides long. Its product is annotated as myb/SANT-like DNA-binding domain-containing protein 3. The record is from RefSeq and is a predicted model, not a curated record. The transcript is spliced from 3 exons. NCBI's taxonomy places the organism in Eukaryota, Metazoa, Arthropoda, Malacostraca, Decapoda, Portunidae. The coding region runs from base 361 to 1173 and encodes 270 amino acids.